Messenger RNA from Histoplasma mississippiense, 1650 nucleotides. Its product is annotated as imidazole glycerol phosphate synthase hisHF. Bases 1 to 1650 code for a protein of 549 amino acids. Gene Ontology annotation, molecular function: oxo-acid-lyase activity; imidazoleglycerol-phosphate synthase activity. The transcript has 3 exons. The record is from RefSeq and is a predicted model, not a curated record. Lineage: Eukaryota; Fungi; Ascomycota; Eurotiomycetes; Onygenales; Ajellomycetaceae. Gene Ontology annotation, biological process: L-histidine biosynthetic process.
AUGCCAGUUGUCCAUCUGCUAGAUUAUGUAGCGGGCAACAUCCGGUCUCUAGCCAAUGCCAUUGAAAAGGUUGGAUAUCAAGUCGAAUGGAUACAAUCGCCAGAAGAUGUGCAGAAUGCAGAGAAACUUAUUUUGCCUGGUGUUGGACACUUUGGGCAUUGCAUAACGCAGCUCUCAAAUGGAGGGUAUCUGGAGCCAAUACAAAAACAUAUAGCCGCUGGCAAACCUUUUAUGGGCAUCUGUGUCGGCAUGCAGGUUCUCUGCGAAGGUUCUGAAGAGGAUCCAAAUGUCCAUGGUUUGGGGUUAAUACCUGUCAGCUUGUCAAGAUUUGAUUCCACCAGUAAAAGUGUUCCCCACAUUGGAUGGAAUUCAGCCAUAUGCUCCAGCAAAAACUCUGAGAAAUACACUAGUCUGUAUGGCCUUCAUCCACAGAACAAAUACUAUUAUGUUCAUUCAUACGCAGCUCCUUACGAUGAGAAGGCGCUUGCUGAUCAAGGAUGGACGGUUGCGACUGCAACUUACGGAGACGAAACAUUUAUCGGCGCUGUUGGCCGCGAUAAUAUCUUUGCGACACAGUUCCACCCAGAGAAAAGUGGCAAAGCUGGCCUCCGUUCGCUUGAGUUUUUCUUGAAGGGCCAAAGCAUUCGAAAUUUAGACUCCCCUCCAUCCGUUACAAGUACUAGCGGUCUAACGAGACGGGUUAUUGCGUGUUUGGACGUCCGUACGAACGAUGAUGGUGACUUAGUAGUAACAAAGGGGGAUCAAUAUGACGUGCGUGAGAAAAGCGGACACCAAAGUGGAGGACAAGUUAGGAAUUUAGGAAAGCCCGUGGAAAUGGCGAAACGAUAUUAUGAGCAAGGUGCCGACGAGAUUACGUUUUUGAAUAUUACUUCCUUCCGACAUUGCCCUGUCGCAGAUGUCCCAAUGCUGGAGAUUCUGAGGCAAACUUCGAAAACGGUUUUUGUCCCAUUGACUAUCGGUGGAGGCAUCAGGGAUACCGUUGACUACGACGGCUCUAGAAUUUCGGCCUUGGACAUCGCGAAGAUGUAUUUUAAAUCCGGGGCCGAUAAGGUUAGCAUUGGAUCCGAUGCAGUUAUCGCUGCAGAGGAUUACUACGAAAAUAACCGCACCCUCAGCGGUCACACUGCAAUCGAGACCAUAUCGAAAGCGUACGGUAACCAAGCCGUAGUAGUUAGUGUCGACCCGAAGCGAAUUUAUGUUAGUGCGCCUGAGGAGACACCACAUCGGACGAUCAAGACGAAAUAUCCCAAUGUUGCUGGUCAAGAAUUCUGCUGGUACAGAUGCACCAUAAAAGGGGGAAGAGAAGGUCGAGAUAUCGAUGUUUACCAGCUUAUCAAGGCGGUAGAGGCCAUGGGGGCAGGAGAAAUCCUUCUUAAUUGCAUCGACAAGGAUGGGAGCAACAGCGGUUUUGAUAUUGAACUCAUCAAUGACGUGAAGUCUUUUACCACAAUUCCAGUUAUUGCGUCCAGUGGGGCCGGUAAACCUAGCCAUUUUGAAGAAGUUUUCAUGGAAACUACCACGGAUGCAGCUCUAGGAGCAGGCAUGUUCCAUCGGAAUGAAUACACUGUGAGGGAUGUAAAAGAUUAUUUGUCCUCCAGAGGACUUGUAAUCCGUGAGUUUGAAAAGUAA